This is a messenger RNA of Yarrowia lipolytica CLIB122, 777 nucleotides long. RefSeq lists its product as uncharacterized. The record is from RefSeq and is a predicted model, not a curated record. Lineage: Eukaryota; Fungi; Ascomycota; Dipodascomycetes; Dipodascales.
AUGAGCGCCCCCGCCAGCGACAAUGAGCUCAGUUUGGGCUCGGUGCCCGACAUUGAGACCUUCAUCGAGGCUGAAAAGACACGUGAAGACGCGACCAAACAGAGGGACAAGGAGGUUGUAGGGACCAAGACGACCAACAACCAGGACCCGAAAAGCGACCGCAUUGAGGUGGACGAGUUGGAAACCAACCCACAGGAAAUGGCAGACGAGCAGCUCGACAAGAACCACGACCAAAACGACGUUCCAGAGCUGGAGGAUUCGAUAAUGGAGGAGUAUGAAGUCAAUGAUGACCAGGAGGAGUUGCAACAGGAACAGGUUGAGGCUAAAAAGGCGAUGGACGUGGACCCUAAGACGGCUGAGCCGGUUCAGUCAGCGGGAACUCCACAGAUUGAUACCUCAUACGACUUCUCGGACCAGCAGGAAGUGCUGAAUCUGCCAAAGAAACGAGUACCGUCGUAUCUACAGCCCACAAUCUCAUAUUCUCAAAAAGUACGGGCCAAGUACGACCCUCGUUCUGUGUCUGGCUCGUCUCAGAGAUCGUUUUCCGGCUCUAGAACGUACUCAGCCGAAUACCAUCUUCGGGAAGCUCGAUUGUUUGAACAGCGACAGAACGAGAUGGAUGUGGAAGGACGGCUUUCACGUGACGGAGCCAAUUCGCCCGAUAGCAGCGGCGCUCUGGAAAUGUCAAAGCGAGGUGGAUCAAGAAAACAGGUGCGACGUGAGUUUUCGCGAGAGUUCACUCCUUCCUUUCCCUUCAACAAGGAGAAUGUGAACUGA